AUGUCAAAAGUUAAUAAUUCACAUUCAAGUUCACUAUCUGAAGAAGAACAGUCUAACUGCAUAUCUAUCAUUCAACAAAAAAUUGUUCUUAAAAAUGAACCUUGUGAAGUAAUAGAAUUAGUAAAUAAUCUUAUUCUUGAAUUUGGUGAAGUACGAACUACAAAAUGCAUAGAUCUUUUAUGGAAUUCUUCAGUCAAUACUAGGGCUAAAACUAUCCCAUAUCUGCAAAAUUGUUUUAUACUGUUUCAAAUAGCAAAUUUGAAGCACAAAUUUCUAUACCUAAAUUAUAAAUAUUCUCCAAUUAGAAAUAAAAGCAAAAAAUAUAAAAAGUCAAAUAAUACUUCUUAUAAGCAGCAACCUCUAUUGGAAGCUAAUGAUAUCAUCAAAUCCAGGAAAAUUGAGUCAAACAAAAAUACUAAACUGUUAGAGAUAAAAGAAACUCAAGCUUUAUCAGACUAUAAUGAUUGCCAAAAUAAUUCAACAACCCCUAAUUUAUUUAUCGAACCUCCCUUAUCAUUAUAUA
Messenger RNA from Racocetra persica, 523 nucleotides. NCBI's taxonomy places the organism in Eukaryota, Fungi, Glomeromycota, Glomeromycetes, Diversisporales, Gigasporaceae. The record is from the annotation of a GenBank genome assembly.